AUGAAAAUCUUAAUCACUGGUGCCGGCGGCUUUGUUGGACAAUACCUUGCUAGAGAGCUACUCAAAGAUCCAGAGAACAAGCUGAUCCUGACCGACAUAACGGUCUUCUCUACCCCGCCCUCUUCAAUCCACCCCGAAAACGCAAUAUGCAUCCAAGCAGAUCUAGUCAAAGAGCCACAAGCGGUUCUUAUUGAGAAAAUGGAUGCUGUAUACGUUCUCCAUGGAAUUAUGUCAUCCGGCGCAGAGGCAAACCUCGAUUUGGGCUUGAAAGUCAAUGUCGACGCGACACGCCACUUACUGGACUGCAUCAGGAAGAAAGGAUGGCAUACUCGAUUUAUUUAUGGCUCUAGUAUUGCCGUAUACGGUCGUCCUUUCCCUCAAAAAAUCACGGAAGAUGUGUAUCCUACGCCUGAGGGGUCAUAUGGCAGCGAAAAGGUGAUAUGCGAAACGCUCAUCAACGACUAUACCAGACGGGGGUAUAUCGAUGGGUUUGCAAUUCGCUUACCUGGUGUGAUUAUUCGGACAGGAGCCCCUACUCAAGCCGCGAGCAGCUUUCUCAGCGGCAUUAUCAGGGAGCCACUGGCAGGGAAGAAAUGUGUUGUGCCGACGAAGGAUCGAUCAAAGACGUUCUGGGUCUGUUCCAUCAAUGACAUAGUAUUGAAUCUAGUCUAUAUUCUUGGUUUGCCCAGCGAUGUAUUGCCUUUGCAUAGACGAGUGUUGAAUGCGCCGGGAAUGGUGGUUACGAUUCAAGAGAUGAGGGAUACCUUGGCAAAGGUCGCUGGUCAGGAAAUGUUGGACUAUAUAGAGGAAGUGGAGGACACCACGUUCGCAGACUUGGUUCAAUCGUGGCCAUGCAACUUUGAUGUGUCUUUGGCUUCCGGUGUCGGCCUCUCGGUGAGGGAGACCUUUGGGCAAGCAGUGGAGGAAUAUGUUCGUAGUCUCUGA
Messenger RNA from Penicillium waksmanii, 945 nucleotides. RefSeq lists its product as uncharacterized. Lineage: Eukaryota; Fungi; Ascomycota; Eurotiomycetes; Eurotiales; Aspergillaceae. The transcript has a single exon. The record is from RefSeq and is a predicted model, not a curated record. Bases 1 to 945 code for a protein of 314 amino acids.